This is a messenger RNA of Globicephala melas (long-finned pilot whale), 3270 nucleotides long. RefSeq names its product Meis homeobox 3 (gene MEIS3). NCBI's taxonomy places the organism in Eukaryota, Metazoa, Chordata, Mammalia, Artiodactyla, Delphinidae. The record is from RefSeq and is a predicted model, not a curated record. Gene Ontology annotation, biological process: brain development; embryonic pattern specification; positive regulation of cell population proliferation. Gene Ontology annotation, molecular function: DNA-binding transcription activator activity, RNA polymerase II-specific; RNA polymerase II cis-regulatory region sequence-specific DNA binding.
AGGCACUGAUCAGAGGGCCUGAGUGGGAGCGUGGGCGGCCAGGAGCGGGGCAGAGCUGUGGGGAGCAGAGGAUGGGAGAGAGACACAGACACAGAGACAGAGAGAAAAAGAGAGAAAGAAAUGGAGAGAGAGAGACUCGAAGGCCUAGCGAAAAAAGGGAAGCAGGGAGAUGGAGAGAGAGAGAGACGGGGUCGGGUGGAAAGGAGGAGGAAAGGGGGGAGAGAGAGAGAGAGAGACAGGGACCUGGGGCGGCCGGGAGGGGGACAGGCGGAGAAGACCCGAGCGCGCGACGUGGAGAGAGGAAGGCAGGAGGGGUGGGGACCGAGGCAGACCAGACGCUGCGAGACUCCCAUACAAAAAACCUCCUCCGAGAGCGGCCGCAGCCCCCGGGAGUGGGGAGGGCGACGGGAGGGGAGGGGCUCCGGGCGCUCCCGCCCCGCCCCUCCAGCGGCCGAGGCGCCGGCGGACAGUGGGUUAAGCAUCUCCGCUGUGGAACUUCCGGAUGUGACCACAGAUAGAGGGAGAGACCGGGAGAGGGGGAGAGGGGGAGAGAGGGAGAGACGGAGCCGCCAGCAUCCCUCCGGCCCGCCAACGCCGGGACCCCGCACCGCGCUGGGAGCCGCCGCGCGCCGCCCGCCCCCCGGGCCGGGCCCCCUCGCGCCCCCCUCUCCCCCGCCUCUCGGUCUGUGGAUCUCGGGCUGGUUCCAUCCUCCCAGGACCCGGGGGAGGGACUGGGGGCCCCGGGGAGGGGGCCUCGGGCGGCCCUGCCCCGCCUUCUCGCCCCUGCCCUCGCUGGCAGGAGCCCCUAGCUGUGACCCCCGCGGGGGCAGGAGGCUGGGGGUCCAUGCUCGGAGCCUUCGUACGGCCCGGCGCCUGCCGCUGACGGCGGUGGGGGUGGGGGGGCCGGGCACCCAGCCUCCUGCCCCACCCCCUGGCGUCGGCCCCUCGGGCCAUCUGGGGCCGCUGUCCCUGGCUGCGCCCUCCCCGCCGGCCAGGCCCUGGAGGGACCCGGGAGCUGCCGCCGGCAUCAGCCCAUGGCCCGGAGGAGGGUUAGGCGUGGGGACAGUGCUGGGAGAGGUGGGUCUCACCAGGCAGGGCCAAGGGAUUCUCUUCCGCUGUCCUGGGGUUGGAGAGACAGGCGAAGAGUACGAUGAGCUGCCCCACUACCCCGGCAUCGUGGACAGCACUGCAGCCCUGGCUGGCUUCUCGGAGGCAGUGCCCUCGGCACCGAGAGCCCCCGGGCCCUACGGCCCCCACCGGCCUCCCCAGCCCCCGCCCCUGGGCUUGGAUAGUGAUGGCCUGAGGAGGGAGAAGGAUGAGAUCUACGGACACCCGCUCUUCCCGCUGCUGGCCCUGGUCUUUGAGAAAUGUGAAUUGGCCACGUCUUCUCCCCGUGAUGGGGCUGGGACUGGGCUGGGCACACCCCCGGGCAGUGAUGUAUGCUCCUCCGAUUCCUUCAAUGAGGACAUCGCAGCCUUUGCCAAGCAGGUCCGCUCCGAGAGGCCUCUCUUCUCCUCCAACCCGGAGCUGGACAAUCUGAUGAUACAAGCCAUUCAAGUGCUCCGUUUCCACCUGCUGGAGCUGGAGAAGGUCCACGACCUGUGCGACAACUUCUGUCACCGCUACAUCACCUGCCUCAAGGGAAAGAUGCCCAUCGACCUGGUCAUCGAGGAUCGGGACGGCGGCUGCAGGGAGGAUCUCGACGACUACCCGGCCUCCUGCCCGAGCCUCCCAGAUCAGAAUACUACAUGGAUUAGAGACCAAGAAGACAGCGGGUCUGUAUAUUUGGGGACCCCGGGUCCAUCCAGCGGGGGCCUGGCCUCCCAGAGUGGUGACAACUCCAGUGACCAAGGAGAUGGACUAGACACAAAUGUGGCCUCUCCCAGUUCUGGGGGAGAGGACGAAGAGCUGGACCACGAGCGCCGGCAGAACAAGAAGAGAGGGAUCUUCCCCAAGGUGGCCACCAACAUCAUGAGAGCCUGGUUGUUCCAGCACCUCUCGCACCCGUACCCCUCAGAGGAGCAGAAGAAGCAGCUGUCCCAGGACACGGGGCUCACCAUCCUACAAGUCAACAACUGGUUCAUUAAUGCCCGGAGACGCAUCGUGCAACCAAUGAUCGAUCAAUCCAACCGCACAGGGCAGGGCGCAGCCUUCAGCCCAGAGGGCCAGCCCAUGGGGGCCUACACGGAGACUCAGCCACAAGUGACUGUCAGGCCCCCAGGAUCAAUGGGGAUGAGUUUGAACUUAGAAGGAGAGUGGCAUUAUUUAUAGAGGCUGGAGUCAGGAGAGAUACCCCAACCUCUGGACUGUGACUGCCAGGUUCAUACCUGCUUCUGGUCGACGUCUGGCCCUCUGGCUUCAGGACCCCACCUCCUAUGGCCCCCCCCAACUCAAUGCCUACCUCCCUGGGGCCCUGCCGGGACAUGAGGGGCCUGAGCACCCACUCGAGGGUCUCUCAAGGACAAAGACAAGGCCUCCAGGCCCUGUGCCCCACUUCUGCCCUCACCUCUGCCUGGAACCUGAGCUGAGAUCCUGGGCCUGGGAGUUCAGAAGAUGGCGGCUGGGUACCCCCCACCCCUAGGACAGAGAAGAGAUUGGGGGUGGGCUGGGGCCAUCAGGGAAGGAGGGUCACCCAGAUCCGACAUUUAGAGAGGUUCCCUUCAUCCUCCCAGCCCACCCUCUUUCCCCCUCCCCCACUCCCCUCUUGUGUUGUCUUCUACCUUUUUUUUUUAAGCAUAAAGUCUUAAAAACAAAAGGCCACCAAUCUGAGUUCGUGGGUCUCUUCCAUGAUUCAAAUUCUCAUCAGUUUGAAGCUCAUGAAUCACUAAUUGUAAUAAUAAUUGAUGCUUUUUAUCCUGCUCUCUCCUCAGGCCCUCUGUAUGUAUCGGUUAGCUAUUGCUGUGUAACAAACCAUACCAAAGCUUCAUGGUUCAAAAGGCCAAUUAAUUUUUAGCACGUUAAUCUACAGGUUGAUGUAGUAGGCUGAGCUGGGCAGUUCUUGUGGCUUCAAAAGGGCUCUCUUGUGUAUCUGUGGCCAGCCACAGGUCAGCAAGGGGGCUCUGCUGGCAGGCAGUGGGGACAACAGGAGUGACUGGGCUACAUGGUAACAUACCCCAGCAGGCUGACCUUGUUUGUGGAAAAUGACCAGCUCAGUCCCCCUUCGGGGUGUCUGUCCUGGCUGUUCCCUUUGCCUGGGACACCUUCCUGGCUCAGAGGUUACCUCUGCAAAGACAGGAACAGCCAAACCAAAGCACCCCGCUCUGUCCACCA